Molecule: messenger RNA, 815 nt
Organism: Pseudo-nitzschia multistriata
Lineage: Eukaryota; Bacillariophyta; Bacillariophyceae; Bacillariales; Bacillariaceae
Source: the annotation of a GenBank genome assembly
GACACAAUUCAUUCUCAUUUUCUUUCUCGAUACGGUGUUAUUGAUACCUUAGAAUUGAACCUAAGCGUGCACAAAGCGAUGCACGUUGACAAAAAAUUGUCACAUAAUAUUAGACCCCACAGAAUUGAACGAAAUAAAUCAGCAGCAUGGUAUAUGGGAGCAACAUGAGCGAAGAAACAAGCACGAACUGUACGCCCCGCAUCAAAUGGGCUGCGGGCCAGGGUGGAACCAUGGGGAACGACAAGAAGAACAAGCCCAACCCGGAACAGUGCGGUAUCGGCGACCCAACGAGGUUCCACUCGUCGCAACAACCUAUACCGGCAUCCCUCRUGCGACAUACCCCGCACUUCUCGCAGAUGCCGUCCUCCCUGUUCGACAYGSCAUCKGUACCGAGCAGUCUUCACCUCGGAAGCGAGGAAUGGUACGGAUUCUCCAAGCAAAGAAACUACGACAGCAUCCGUGACAUCGGUGCCUGCAAUCGAGUGGCCGGCUUGUCGGUGCUGGACAGAGCCAUUGAAAUCCUUGGUCAACGAAACAGAUACGAUUACAACUACGAUGCCGAUGCAGCUUCUUCCAUUGAUAUCGCGAACGACAGCCCCUACAAGAAGCGCCGGUGCCAAUAGGUGGCGCCAUCCCCGGGAUCAAAGCUGGCCUGCCGCUGCUACACAGAGUCAUAACAAUCCUUGGUCAACAAAAGAGAGAUACUGCCGCUGCUUCMAUCGAAAUCGUAAAAGACAACAACUAUAAGGAGUCACCGGGAGCAAAAUCCACCACCGGCUCCUUCGCUUCGACUCGAGUAAAAACCCUAUGCUUAU